This is a messenger RNA of Diabrotica balteata, 2745 nucleotides long. The record is from the annotation of a GenBank genome assembly. NCBI's taxonomy places the organism in Eukaryota, Metazoa, Arthropoda, Insecta, Coleoptera, Chrysomelidae.
AUGUUUUCACCUCUUCAAAUGCUAUAUAUUGGUGUCUUUUUACUAAUAUAUACACGUUUCUCAGAAGCAGAUAAAAAUUAUCGCUUAUUAGAACACAUAAGACCAAUUAACUAUAAGCUUAAUUUAAAUAUAGAUCCUAACGAUCAAAACUUUUAUGGGCAAGUUGAAAUUAUUUUAAAAAUAGAUCAUGGAGUUCAUGGAUACGUACUCUUAAAUGCUCAUAAUAGCUGUAUCACAAUCAAACAUGUCACUAAGAACAACGAAAAAUGCAGCUUUACCGAUAUCAAUCCUGAGACCCAGAUUUUUAGGAUUCAAUGUCCAACAUUAUUCAGAUCUGGUGAUUCUCUAUUUAUAAUAUACGAAGGAAAAUAUUCGACUACAGAAAUGAACGGGUUAUAUAAAACUUGGUACGAUAACGGAACACUACUCGUGACCACUCUAUUUCAGCCUGAAUUUGCCAGAAAGGCGUUUCCAUGUUUUGAUGAGCCGUCUUUGAAAGCCACCUUCGAUUUAAUCAUUCAAUCACCUACCAAAUAUCGGGUUCUAGCGAACACCAAAUUAGAAUCGUCCAGUACCGUAAGAAAUAUUACCACCCACAAAUUCCAAAGGACUCCUGUCAUGUCGUCGUAUCUCGUAGCCUUUGUGGUGUCCGAAUUCGAGGCUGCCGUUGAAGAAAAUUCUUCGUUCAACGUAUUUGCUCGACCAAGUGCUAGCCACAAUAUGGUAGUGGCUGUAAAGUACGGCCAGCAGCUUUACGACGCUUUAAGCCGAUGGAUUGGUAUCGACUAUGAAGAUUUAGGGAAUCCGCAACGGUACUUGGUAGCUGUUCCUGAGCUCUCAGCCGGUGCUAUGGAAAACUGGGGAUUGAUCACUUUUACUGAACUGGAUCUACUGGAUGAUGGCAACAGGACGAGAAGUGAUACUAAUCAAAACAUCAUACAUGUUAUGGCCCAUGAAAUCGCUCAUCAGUGGUUUGGAAACUAUGUUACCUUGGAUUGGUGGUCAAAUUUGUGGUUAAACGAGGGUUUUGCUACCUAUUUUUCGUAUAUUAUUACGGACAUGCUUGAAAAUGGUACCCUCAAUAUGGAAGUAGAAAAGCAACUGGUAGCUGGAGAAAUGCAGAUGCUUUUGGAACAAGACACAACUUUAUCAUCUUCGGCUAUAUCAGAACCAGAGACUGCGUUGAAUACCCCGUUAGAAGCUAUUAAUAAAUUUGACGAAUUCACUUAUAUCAAAGGGUGCAGUAUCGUCCGAAUGAUGAAAUUUAUUUUAGGAGAACAACUCUUUAAGGAAGGGAUACAUAAUUAUAUGAAUGAAAAUAAAUAUGGAAAUGUUGAUCCUGAAAUUCUCCUGCGGUCGUUGCAAUUAACCGCAAGAAAUGAAGUGACCCAUUUUCAACAGAAAAUGCACAAUUGGAUUUACCACUCCGGUUAUCCGCUGGUGACAGUAAAACAAACAAAUAAAUCUGCAGUUACUGUAUCACAGACUAGGUUCCUAAGUAACAAGAAGAAGAAAUCAAAAGAUCAGUGGUACGUGCCUUUAAGCUAUACUAGUCAAAAAGAAAAAGAUUUUUCAGGAAACAUUAGAGGUUGGCUAGAGCCAGCCGAAACAUACACUAUUGAGCAUGCUAAAGAAGAUUGGCUGCUGUUGAAUAUACAAAGAGGGGGAUUCUAUAGGGUAAACUACGACGACACAUUGUGGAGUAAUAUCAUCGAUGCUUUACACAACGAUGUAGAAAGAGAAUCUAUCGAUUCUUUAGAUAGAGCACAAUUGGUUGACGAUAUAUUUCACAUAGCCCGAAUUGGAGAAGUUAGUUAUUCCAAAGCAUUUGAACUGGCAAAUUAUUUAAGAAAAGAAACCAGUUUUUAUCCAUGGAUGUCUGCCAAUAGAGAGUUUGUUUAUCAAAUGGAUAUGGUCGAUGAGGAAACUAACAAGUUAUUAACACAAUUUAUUCUAGAAAUAAUUAUGGAAGCAUUUCCUGAGAACACCGAGUAUGUAACGCAUGUGGACAAAUUAAAAGAAGCUGCCAUUACUGGUAUGAAAUGCAAACUAGAAGAGGAGGGAUGUCUAGCGUUAGCAAAAAAGCAGUUCGAUGAUUUUAGGGACAAAAAUAUAUUACCAAAGCUUAGCAUACAAGACGCAGUCUUCUGUUAUGGAUUAAAAAAGAGUGAUCAACUGCAAGACGACUAUAAAUUUCUCCUGGAUGUACUUAAAUUGACGCAAUCUUCAGCGUUGACAAAUUCGAUUCUUAUAGCCUUAGGAUGUAUGGAAGAUGAAAAACUUCUUAAAAGUUAUUUAGACUUAACUUUAGACCCGAAGAUUUUCAUUAGAAAACAAGACUUUCAAGUAGUUUUUAAUGCUGUUUAUUUCAACAAUAAAGUGGGUGUUUCUGCAGCUUUGGACUUUUUAGAGAAAAACUUAAAAGAAAUGGAUGUGGCAUAUGAUGGAGGUAAUCAACUCUAUGGUCUGUUGAUUGAUUUUGCAACCAAGUUGUCUACACCAGAAGAAGUUCAAAAGAUGAAAAAAAUCCUCGAGACUUACAAAGACAACGAAAACGUCCAGCUGGCCAAAUCCAGUGUCUUGGAUACGAUUGAAACAAAUCAUCAAUGGAACAUAGACUAUGGCAAUCAACUUAAAGAUGUAUUGCUGAAGCAUGUACAUUCUGCACAACCAAAUCACCUCUCAGGGCAUACCAUUUAUAUUUAUAUCUUUGUGUUGUUUAUCAACAUUAUUAUGACAUUGUAG